Messenger RNA from Lagopus muta (rock ptarmigan), 1650 nucleotides. It is a transcript of the gene DRD1, whose product is annotated as dopamine receptor D1. The record is from RefSeq and is a predicted model, not a curated record. The transcript has 2 exons. Lineage: Eukaryota; Metazoa; Chordata; Aves; Galliformes; Phasianidae. Gene Ontology annotation, cellular component: plasma membrane. Gene Ontology annotation, biological process: vasodilation; G protein-coupled dopamine receptor signaling pathway; adenylate cyclase-activating adrenergic receptor signaling pathway. Gene Ontology annotation, molecular function: dopamine neurotransmitter receptor activity, coupled via Gs; G protein-coupled receptor activity. Bases 83 to 1459 code for a protein of 458 amino acids.
UGGGUUUGUUUGUAAGAUUUGCUAUGCAAUUCCAAACCUAAAUGAGGAGAAGAAGUGGCCCUGCAUCCCAGAGCAAACAGAAAUGAAGCUGAAAGGAGAAACUAUGACUUGGAACGACACCACUAUGGAUGGGGAAGGGUUGCUUGUGGAAAGGGACUCUUCCUUUCGGAUCCUCACGGGCUGCUUCCUCUCGUUGCUGAUCCUCUCCACGCUGCUGGGAAACACGCUGGUCUGCGCAGCUGUCAUUAGGUUUCGCCACCUCAGGUCCAAAGUGACCAACUUCUUUGUCAUCUCCUUGGCCGUGUCAGACCUCUUGGUGGCGGUUUUGGUCAUGCCUUGGAAAGCUGUGUCAGAGAUCGCUGGUUUCUGGCCUUUUGGUUCAUUUUGCAACAUCUGGGUGGCCUUUGAUAUUAUGUGCUCAACAGCCUCCAUCUUAAACCUCUGUGUCAUUAGUGUGGACAGAUACUGGGCCAUCUCCAGCCCAUUCAGGUACGAGAGGAAAAUGACCCCCAAGGCAGCCUUCAUCAUGAUCAGUGUGGCGUGGACUUUGUCUGUGUUGAUUUCCUUCAUCCCUGUGCAGCUCAACUGGCACAAGGCUACAACCACGAGCUUUUUGGACCUGAAUGCCAGUUUAGAAGGUAUAAGCAUGGACAACUGUGAUUCUAGCCUAAACAGGAUGUAUGCCAUCUCCUCUUCUCUAAUUAGCUUCUAUAUACCUGUGGCCAUCAUGAUAGUAACCUACACAAGGAUAUACCGGAUUGCUCAGAAGCAAAUACGACGAAUUUCAGCUUUGGAGAGAGCAGCAGUGCAUGCCAAGAACUGCCAGAACACAAGUGGCAACAGAAGCAGCAUGGACUGUCAGCAACCUGAGAGCAACUUCAAAAUGUCCUUCAAGAGGGAAACAAAGGUUCUAAAGACUUUGUCGGUGAUCAUGGGGGUGUUUGUGUGCUGCUGGUUGCCAUUUUUCGUGUUGAACUGCAUGAUUCCCUUCUGCGAGCCCACCCAACCGUCCAAGGGAGCAGAAGCUUUCUGCAUUAACUCCACCACCUUUGACGUUUUUAUUUGGUUUGGAUGGGCUAAUUCUUCCCUAAACCCCAUCAUUUAUGCCUUCAAUGCUGAUUUCCGCAAGGCAUUUUCCACCCUGCUAGGAUGCUACAGGCUCUGCCCCACGUCCGGCAAUGCUAUAGAGACUGUUAGCAUUAACAACAACGGAGCAGUUGUUUUUUCAAGCCAACAUGAGCCCAAAGGCUCCAGCCCCAAAGAGUCGAAUCUGGUUUAUCUGAUCCCACAUGCAAUCAUCUGUCCGGAAGAAGAACCUCUAAAAAAGGAGGAAGAAGGUGAACUAUCUAAGACCUUGGACAAAAUGUCUCCAGCACUGUCGGGUAUUUUGGAUUAUGAAGCUGACGUUUCUUUGGAAAAGAUCAAUCCCAUUACACAAAAUGGGCAGCAUAAAACCUGAACAGGAAGGUGUACCCAGCAAAACAUAAUAGUGUACAAUGUGAUAAUCUUUAACAACAAAAAAAAAGAUACGUUUUUUUGUAUGAAACUAAGCUCUAGGGAGAAGUACACAUCUACAUAAAGCCCUGAAUGGAUUUUCCUGGCGUUAAAUUUAAUAUUUAAAACACUAAACAGCAACAAGGUACUGAAAAU